AUGCGGGGCUACUGGGCCAAGGUCCCCAUCGUGCGCGCCGCCAUGCUCGCCCACCCGGAGGCGGAGUGGGUCUGGUGGUUGGACUCCGACGCCGUCUUCACCGACAUGGACUUCGUCGCGUACGCCGGCCAAUCGUGGCUCGGGCUCAACGCCGGCGUGUUCCUCAUCCGCAACUGCCAGUGGUCGCUCGACUUCAUGGACGAGUGGGCGCGCAUGGGCCCCGCCUACCCGGAGGAGCACGCCCGGUGGGGGAAGACGCUCAGCGACGUGGACUCCGACGUGGCGUGCGACCAGUCCGCGCUCGUCUACCUGCUCCUCAACGGCUGGGAGAGGCUGGGGAAGAAGACCUUCGUCGAGACGGACUACUUCUUCCAGGGCUACUGGAAGGAGGUCGUGGACCGCCUCGACGGCGUCGCCGCGCGGUACGAGGCCGUCGAGCGGCGCUCGCGCACGCCGGGGCUCCGGCGGCGGCACGCGGAGCGGGAGCACCUGCGGUACGCGGCGGCGCGGAACGCGGCAGUGAGCGGCGGCGUCCCGGGCCCGGCCGGUGGCGGGGUGAAGGGGUGGCGGCGGCCGCUCAUCACGCACUUCGUGGGCUACCAGCCCUGCAGCGGCGGUCGGAACCCGAUGUACUCGAGGGAGAGCUGCGACGACGGGAUGCGCCGCGCGCUGGCGUUCGCGGACGACCAGGUGCUCCGCGCGUACUGGUUCCGCCACGCCGCCCCGCUCAACGACAGCGUGCGUGAGCUGUCGUUCGACUACCCCGCUGCGCACGCGCGCAACAACUGA
Messenger RNA from Miscanthus lutarioriparius, 789 nucleotides. The record is from the annotation of a GenBank genome assembly. NCBI's taxonomy places the organism in Eukaryota, Viridiplantae, Streptophyta, Magnoliopsida, Poales, Poaceae.